Aureococcus anophagefferens is the source of this 4908-nucleotide messenger RNA. RefSeq lists its product as hypothetical. The transcript has 5 exons. The record is from RefSeq and is a predicted model, not a curated record. Lineage: Eukaryota; Pelagophyceae; Pelagomonadales; Pelagomonadaceae. Gene Ontology annotation, molecular function: nucleic acid binding; protein binding; methyltransferase activity. Bases 1 to 4908 code for a protein of 1635 amino acids.
AUGGCACAAGUACUCGCAAGCCGAAAUCCGCACUACACGGUUUCCGCAGAUGGAAUCGCACUCUUCGACCCGAAGCUCAACGAAGCCGCGGCGAACUUCGAGAAGCUCACCGCCUUCGUGAAGAAGAUCCGCUUCCGGUUCCCACAGCUCAAGUUCCUCGUCCACUUCUACCAGAAGGACUUCGACGAGAUCACGAACAUCACGGUCGACAACGACGACGGCACGCAGACCGUCACCCAGCGCCAGUCCCUCUGGGACCGCAAGUGGGCCGAGAUGACCGCCGCCCAGGCGACCUUCUGCGAGGAGGCCCUGGUCUACAUCCUCUGCAACCGCGUGAGCGAGAAGAUCGCGAACGUGCUCUACAAGAUGGAGAAGGACGAGGACGCGGAUGCGAAGGCCCUCUUCAUGUACCUCCGCAAGAGCUACGGCGCCCCCAAGGACGGCGGCCGGUCCAUGCUCACCAAGCUCAGCAACAUGAGCCUCAACGCGUGCGGCGACAUCGACACGCUGCUCAACACCAUGAGCACGACCUACGACAUGUACAAGUCCGCGAGCGGCGAGAAGCUCGCCGAAGCCACGCUCAAGGCCUACUUACUCGCCUCCAUCUCCCACAAGAGCGGCCGGGGCCCGGAGGAGCUCGACAGCACCUACCGCGACUUCCAGAAGCGCGACGCGUCCUACGCGACAAUGGCAGACGAACUCCGCCAGCUGCAGAUCGGCGACUCCGGGACCGAGCACCCCAUCGUCAUCGCCAACCCGGAGACGCCGGCGGGCCAGACGGGCCAGGGCAUCUUCUCGGCGACGGGCUCCUCCGACGUCAACAACAAGGUGCUCCAGACCAUGAUCCAGACGCAGAUCCAGGCCAUGCUGUCGAACAAGCAGAUCGCCGCGCCGGCGACGGGCGGCGGCGUCCCCUUCGUCACCAAGCACUGCGACUUCCACGGCGAGUGCGCCCACACGACCGCGGAGUGCCGGGUCCUCCAGAAGGACCCCAACGCGAAGCCCGACAAGUACCGCAACCGCAACCGCAGCGGCAACUACCGCGACCGCGCCAACGACAACAACCGCGACAAGCAGCUCGUCGCCGCGGCCGUGCAGGCCGCCCUCACGGGCCGGGCCAAGGAGGAGCAGGCCCCACCGAUCGACUUCGGCGGCUCCAUGAACUGCAUGCUCAACUCCUACGAGCUCCUACAGACCAAGAACGCGGUCGACGAGGCCAUCGGCAGCAUGAGCCGCAAGGCCGACUACGACCCCAAGUACUGCCCCGUCGUCUUCGACAAGCCGACGGGCGACGCCUACAUCCACCCGGACGGCUACAACUACCCGACGCAGCCGGUCAAGGACGAGGUCCGCGAGAACGAGACCCCGAACACGCGCGACAUCUACAGCACGGCGCCCCUCGACCUGGGCGCCUACGCGUCCGGCGACGCGGACGUCGGCAUGCUCAAGGGCAUCAUCAAGAUCCAGGCCAUCACGCGCGGCAAGCACAUGCGCGAGAACGAGGUCAAGCUCUACCACAACGACAACGACUCGAUGCCCGACCUCGUCGACGCGUCCGUGACCACGGCGUCGGACCUGGGCUCGGAGCACGACCUCGUGGCCUUCAACGACCUCGGCCACAUCGGCGCCUGCGACAACGUCCGCGAGGACGAGAACGAGGUCAAGCUCUACCACAACGACAACGACUCGAUGCCCGACCUCGUCGACGCGUCCGUGACCACGGCAUCGGACCUGGGCUCGGAACACGACCUCGUGGCCUUCAACGACCCCGGCCACACCGGCGCCUGCGACAACGUCCGCGAGGACGAGAUCGCGAACUUCGACAUCCCGGACACGCGCAGCGACUACGACGCGGCCAUGAUGCACGCGCAGCACGCCCACGUCAUGCAGACCACGGCCUUCCUCGGCGCCAACGUCAUGUCCAGCCUGGGCACCAUCGUGCCCAUCAUCAAGAUCCAGGCCAUCGCGCGCAAGAAAUACGUGCUCUCGUACACGGCCCACGACAGCCGCUACGCCCAGGAACACCAGAGGCCGGACCUCGACACGAAGGCCCGGCCCCAGGCGACCGUGGACAAGCCAACGCGACCCCGCGAAGAACGACCGAAGUGGCACGACGAGGCCAAGAACGACCUCCAGGCGUGCCUCGCCGAUGGCGGUGGCCACAGGCACGACGUCCACGGCUACACGCGAACACGACUCAAGGUCGACAACGUCAUCUUCGAGGUCGACAACGACAACAUCGUGCCCGGCUUCACGACGAAGGUGCUGUCCGUCGGCAUGCUGCGAAAGCAGGGCUUCAAGAUGUCCCUGGACACGGAACCCUACGGGUUCUACACCCCGGAGGAGGAGUGGGUCGCCGUCAACGAGCACGACAACUUACUCUACAUCGACGCGGAGCACGCGACAGAAGCUCCAACCGCUCCGGCCUCCGGGGGAGUCUCCACGGCCUCCGGGGGAGUCAUGACGCCCAUGCUCUCGCAGCCCGGCGACUACGUCACCGACGGCCGAGGACAACUAUCAAAGGCCUUCGCCCUACGCGGCGCCCGCAUCGUCGCCGUCGGCGAGAUCGACGAGACCGCGCUCGAGAUGCUCCGCGCCGAGCACCCCGACGCGCUCGCCAUGGGCGACACCGCGAGACUAGAGUACCGAAACGUGCCAUGGUCACGACACGCGUACCGCAUAGUAUGCGGCGGAUUCCCAUGCCAGAUGGUCGCGCCCCAGGGCCUGCAACUGUGCUGGGACGAUCCACGCGCCGCGCAAGCCCUGCACUUCGUGGCGGCCGUCGACGCGAACAAGCCACACGCGGCCAUAUACGAAAACGUCUACUCGUUCUGGGCCCUCAUGGGCCCCGAGUUCGACAAGCUCAUGGCCGCCAUCGGCUACGUGCCGAAGGUACCUGGCAAGACGCCCCGAAUCGAGUUCUUCCGCGCCACGGAGCACGGGAGCUGCCUCUGGCGCGACCGAAUCCACCGGCACUACGAGCCCGCGAACAUCGAGCUCGGCAACCUCGCCGAAAUCGAGAAAUCGAAGCUGUACGCAACUCCUCAACGGCUAGAGCAGCACCUGCUCCCCGCCAGCGAGGUCCCGGAGGAAGCGUUCCUUCCGGGGGAGUUCAAGCGCCUCGAGGCACCCCGGCGGGCCAAGGACGAAGACCCAUAUUCGCCACUCAUCGUCGCCACGAUCACGACCAAGCCCGGAGACAAGGUCACCGCGGGCUCCCGAGUCCGCAUCCGGGGGAGCGGCGACGCGUGGUCCGUGCUCGAGGUCCGCCAGCACACGGUCAAGCUCAUGCGCGACGAACGCUCCAACCCGACCACGGUCGAGGUCGACAAGAACGAAACCAAGGCGCGCUCCGGCGCCAGGUACGUCUUCGUGGCGGUGAGCCAGAGCGUCGACGGCAAGCCCGCCAUGGUCUUCACCCACGGACUCGCGAAGAAGAGCGACGCAAUCAAAAUCGGCAUCCCGGCGCACUUCGCCGAGUUCGCGGCCCGCGACAAGCCGCCGCGGGUCUACGUCUCCGACCUCGGCGGCGAGUUCGAGAGCCGCGAGUCCGAGGAGGUCUUCGCGCGGCUGGCCGUCGUCCACCGACGGCGGGCGCCGGAGGCCCACGUCGACGUCGCCGAAAAUGCAAUCAAACGCCUGACCGCGAUCGCGCGUACUUCAAUGCAGACCGGCGUCGCGGCUUCCCUAUGGGAAUACGCGAUCCACUGGGCCGCCGACUGUCUGAAUGUCAGGGCGGACCCCGUCUCCGGGACGUCCGCGUACGAGGCCUACUUCGGCCACAAGCCGGACAUGACCACAAUCUGCGAGUUCGGCGCGAGCGUCGCCGCGCUCGACAACGGCCAGCGGAAACGCUUCGACCCCAAUGGCGUCCUCACGACGUACCUCGGCCCGGCCCGAAGCCAUGGCUGCGGCGCCAUCUACGUCUACGCGCAGCAAAACAACGCGAUCGCGAGCGGCGACGUCGUCAAGGGCGGGCGCCACUACUUCGUCUUCCGCGACGCGUCGGCGAUGACGAAGAUCAAGGGCGAGCGCUGGAAGCGCGCGCCGGCGCCCUGGGCGUCGGUCGAGGUGUCCUCGCACGGCCGCGUGCGGGACUACGAGACGAAGCGCGAGCGGCUACCAACCAAGACCGGCCGCUACCUCAGCCUCAAGAUCGCCUACAAACAGGUCGGCCUCCACGUGCUCGUGAAGACGACCUUCGACGGCCGGCCGCCGUUGCACAAGCCCGUCGUCAUGCACGUCAACGGCGACUGCCACGACUGCCGCCUCGUCAACCUGCGGUUCGGCACCGCGGCCGAGAACGAGGCCAUGAAGAAGGACCACGGCACGGCGACCGGCGGCGGCGCCAAGCACGCCGUCGCCUACCGCGCCGUCGGCGCCGCGAACUGGAUCGUCGUCGGCUCGCAGAAGGCCGCGGCGACGGCGACGGGCGUGGCCAAGUCGACGCUCAGCGAGGCCGUCAAGUCGAGCACGCCGAAGCGCGGCAAGGGCAAGGUCAUGUUCGAGUUCAAGGACCUCUCCAUCCCCGACGACUUCGACGACUUCGUGCCCAUCGUGCUGUCCAAGGAGGUCUACGACCACUCGAUCCCGGCCCUGACCAUCGUCCGCGCGUUGCUCGGCCGGACCAUCUGCGACGUCAAGACGCAGGAGUACUUCCAGAUCGUCUCCGUCUUCAACGACGACGAGCUCGGGCGGCUCUGCGUCGAGUACUUCGACAAGUCGCUCCUCGACGACCCGGACCUCGACGUCGACGACAUCAUCGCCGCCGACGACCUCGCGUUCAGCUACGUCUACCUCAUGGGCGACGAGCACCUCGUCGACGAGGUCGAGCAGACGAAGAAGCGCAAGCGCGAGAAGAUCGACGACCUGCCCAUCAACGAGCGCUACGCGCUCAACUUCAACUGA